CAUAAAACAAAGAGACGAAGUAAAUUAUAUAUUUGUAUACACAGAGUCGCAGAGAGGUCGUUCUCUUUUGCUACUCUGUUUUAAUUUCUCUCUAGGAUUUUAAUUCCCAAUUUCUAUCUGUCUCUCACAGACUGCAAUGGAGACUCCACCAUUUCUGAACGGCCAAUCUUCACCACCACCACAAGGACCCACAAAAGCAGCCAAGCCUGGUCGGGCAAGGAAUCCCAACAACAAGAACCCAAAGAAGACACCACAGAGAGGAAUGGGUGUGGCUCAACUGGAGCGAUUGCGUCGCCAAGAGAGGUGGAAGAAUAUGGCAGAGAUCAAAUCCGACAAUCAAACUCAAUAUCUACCCAUUUCUCCGGCGGUGGUGGGGGAGAUGGUUCCACUCGGUGGGUAUCCGGUGCAGUGGAAUUAUUCUUUGGGAGUGCCGAUGAUUAGAGGUGAUGGUGGUGGUUUUGGGUUGGGUCAUGGUUUGGUGUAUUCGUAUGGAAGUGGAGCUCCGGAGAGGAUGAAUGUGUUGGAGUCCUCGAAAGAGCUCUCUUCAAUGCCAAACUUGCCUCACUCUCAGUCUCUCCUGCUUGAUUGUUGCUGUAACAAUGCUAGCUGCUAUAAGAAGAAGCGUACCAAUCAGGAGAACAUUGGAGACAAGUUUAAUCCAGAGACUAAUUUCUCAAUGAGUGAUAGUGAAUUUCUUGGAUUCAGUCUGGAUAACACCAUCAAUGGAGGAAUCAGUGGCUUUGAUGCUACGCACAAGCUUAACGAGGGUGUGGGAGUGGUGGCUGUGCAUAGGAGGGCAAAGGGAAUGAUGGGAGACAGUGUUGUGAUGGAGUAUGACUUUUUACUUGGAAACAAGAGUGAGAGACCAUCUAAGGAACUGCCCAGAUUUGCCAUGGAAGCUGGUCCUUCUGCUGCAAGUUCAGUUGUUGAUGGUUGUGAAUCUUCUUAUAAUCCUGUUGAUUUGUCUCUAAAGCUUUCAUUUUAGUAUCAGGAAAAACUUGUUGCUCAAGUAAUUGAAGACAAACAACUUUUGGUUUAUCUUUUGUUCUUAAAUGUGAAACUCAUCUUCCAAAAACCACACUAUUAAUGCAAUUUAUAUUUUCUUA
Molecule: messenger RNA, 1106 nt
Organism: Tripterygium wilfordii
Lineage: Eukaryota; Viridiplantae; Streptophyta; Magnoliopsida; Celastrales; Celastraceae
Exons: 3
Coding region: 137-985 (282 amino acids)
Molecular function (GO): DNA-binding transcription factor activity
Source: RefSeq, a predicted model, not a curated record